AUGGGGCCACAGCUCUUGGUUCAUCAGAAGAACCUAGGUUUAAGGCACUUGCUGGUAAAUUCCUAACCAAAGGGGACUCAAGUCGAUGAACUACAUUGUUCCUUGUGGAAAAGAUGAAUAUGUUCUUCCUGGCCAUUUUGGCUUCUGGCUACUUCUCAUAUGUUUUUGGUGAGAUGACAUUUACGGUCAUUCUGUGCAAUUAUUAUCAAAAGAAGAGUGUACAGCGGGAACACACAUGCUCCAUAAGAGCCAGCCCAUUGUGCGCCUCUAAUAAUGUUACGUAUCCUAAUUCCUGUGUGUUUUGCUUCGCCAACAUAGCACUGAAUCUCACCCUUACAGUUCAAUACAACGGAAUAUGCAGAAAGUCCCAGCUGUCAUGAAUAUGAUGUGUUUUUUCUUCAUUCAUCAAUGAGUGAAAACUUUUGAAUUAAGCAUCAUCUUUCCUUAACAAAGGAGAAUUUAUUAUAUUUAUUUUUUAACCAAUAAAUUUUAUUCUUUGGAAAGCUU
Messenger RNA from Ictidomys tridecemlineatus (thirteen-lined ground squirrel), 507 nucleotides. RefSeq names its product ovomucoid-like. The record is from RefSeq and is a predicted model, not a curated record. Lineage: Eukaryota; Metazoa; Chordata; Mammalia; Rodentia; Sciuridae. Gene Ontology annotation, molecular function: protein binding.